AGGGCGCCGUCUCCCGAGUGAUGGCAGCGCGCGCUGCCUCGCCGCCUCCGCCGCUCAGCCCCGGACUCCUUACGUCAGGGUAGCUGGGUCCCCCCUCCGCGCAGGAGCCAGCGAGCAGCAGGAGAGCAGAGCAGAGCUCGCCGCGGUGCCGGGGCGUCCUCACUGCGCGGGGAGCCCCGCCGAGCCCGCUGAGCCAAGCCGGACAGGAGGCAGCGCCGCGGAUCUCGCGCCGGACGCCGCCAGCGGACCCAUUACUCGGCUGCCGCAGCCGGACCGGUGGGGCGCCGGGCUCGUCCUGUGCGCCCCCGCGCCAUGCGCGCUGGGCUCCGCGGCUUUCCUGAGCAGCCCCAGCACCGUGGGCACAGGCGCCCGUGGCCGGGCGCAUCUCCCUGAAGUAGUUGGGUGGUCAGAGCAGGGUCGCCACGUCGGGGGCGCGGCCGGGACCCGCGGAGUCGGCCCCCGAGCGCGGGGAGCCGGGCCGCCCGCGCCGCCCCAUCAUUACCUCCCCGGGCGGCAAGGAGGAGCUGGUGGCGGUCGCCUCCCGACUGUGGCAGCGGCGCCGGCGUGCCUGCCUGGCGGCCGUCGGCGUACUCCUGGCCAUGGUGCUCGGGCUGCUCAUCGCGGUGCCGCUGCUGCUGCAGGCGGCGCCCCCCGGCGCGGCGCACUAUGAGAUGAUGGGCACCUGCCGCAUGAUCUGCGACCCAUACAGCGCCGCACCCGGAGGGGGACCCGCAGGCGCCAAGGCCCCGCCGCCCGGACCCAGCACUGCUGCCCUGGAAGUUAUGCAGGACCUCAGCGCUAACCCUCCGCCUCCCUUUAUCCAGGGACCCAAGGGCGAUCCAGGGAGACCGGGCAAACCAGGGCUGCGGGGUCCCCCUGGAGAGCCGGGCCCUCCAGGACCCAGGGGUCCUCCAGGGGAGAAGGGCGACUCAGGGCGGCCUGGGUUGCCCGGGCUGCAGCUGACUGCUGGGGCGGCCGGCGGCGUCGGGGUGGUGGGUGGCGGAGCCGGGGGCGGUGGCGGCGACUCUGAAGGCGAAGUGACCAGUGCUCUGAGCGCCGCUUUCGGCGGCCCUAAGAUCGCCUUCUACGUGGGUCUCAAGAGCCCCCACGAAGGCUACGAGGUGCUUAAGUUCGACGACGUGGUCACCAAUCUUGGCAAUCACUACGAUCCCACGACCGGCAAGUUCAGCUGCCAGGUGCGCGGCAUCUACUUCUUCACCUAUCACAUCCUGAUGCGUGGCGGCGAUGGCACCAGCAUGUGGGCGGACCUCUGCAAGAACGGGCAGGUCCGGGCCAGCGCCAUCGCGCAGGACGCCGACCAGAACUAUGACUAUGCCAGUAACAGCGUGGUGCUGCACCUCGAUUCGGGGGACGAAGUGUACGUGAAACUGGACGGUGGGAAGGCACACGGAGGCAACAACAACAAGUACAGCACGUUCUCGGGCUUUCUUCUGUACCCGGAUUAGGGACAGGGUCGGGGGUGGCGGUAGGUGAGGUGGCUUCAGGCUGUCCUGUCCCUGCGGGAGUGCACAGCUCCUUGGCGAGGGCCACUCCAUUCAUAACACUUCCUGACAUCUCCGUUG
This is a messenger RNA of Otolemur garnettii (small-eared galago), 1583 nucleotides long. RefSeq names its product complement C1q like 2 (gene C1QL2). The transcript has 2 exons. The record is from RefSeq and is a predicted model, not a curated record. Bases 600 to 1466 code for a protein of 288 amino acids. Gene Ontology annotation, molecular function: protein binding. Lineage: Eukaryota; Metazoa; Chordata; Mammalia; Primates; Galagidae.